AUGCUGGCUGCGGCCGUGGCCUGGGCGCUGGCGUGCCUGGUGGUGCACAGAGCCGGGGCGUCGGCACAGUGCUGGGACGAGCGCCCGUCCAGAGCGGCGAGGAACGGCAGCUGUGUGGCUCCGCAGCCUUUCCUGAUCUUUGGCCACGGCAGAGCCAUCCACCGCCUGGGCCUGGACGGGAAGAACCACCGCAGGCUGGUGGCCAGCGUGGGGAGCUCCGUCCUGCUGGACUUCCACUUCAGAGAGGAGAGGCUCUACUGGGCCGACACACACACCGGGGUCAUCUACAAAGCGUCAGUGAGGGGGGCGCACAGACAGAAGCUGUACUCAUCCGACAGACACAUCUCGGGCCUGGCGGUGGACUGGAUCUGGAACAGCCUUUACUGGACAAGCGGAGAGAAGGGGGAAAUUAAAACCAUGUACAUAAAUGGAAAAAAUGAGAGGACCAUCAUGAGACACCUGAGCAAACCGAGCUCCAUCGGCGUCGACCCCCGCAGCAGGUUUUUGUUCUGGCUGUCCGGCGGCUCCACCCCCGGUGUCCAACGCUGCGACGUGACCGGACAGAUGAAGACCACGCUCGUCAAGAUGGCAGGAGAAGAACCUCGAGCUCUGUCCAUCGACCGGGAGGACAGACGGCUGUUCUGGGCUCAGUUUGGUCCGCAGGGGGAGAGCGCCAUCGCCUCCUGUGAUUACAGCGGAAACCUGCUGCGCGUCAUGGACCAGCCGCUCCGGUCUGAGUCUCUUGGCUUAUCGGUUUUUCUGGACUACCUGUACUACACCGACGCCGCGUCUCGGGUCAUAAAGCAAGUGAACAAGUACACUGGAGGAAAAGCUCGAGACGUCAGCAUUAAACAAAUGGCCAAACCUCCCGUUGGCAUCAGAGUGAUCCAUCCGCGGUCUCAGCCGGCGGACGAUCCUCCAGCCGCACCUCCAGGUUGUGACGAGCAGAGCGGGAACUGUGUGAACAUCUGCUCCAGCCUGGCGGACCGAGGCGUGUGUGAGUGCAGCGGCGGCUUCGCUCUCAGCAAACAGGGCACUCACUGUGAAGAUGUGAAUGAAUGUUCUCACUGGAACCACGGCUGCUCUCUGGGAUGUGAAAACAUCCCCGGAUCGUAUUUCUGUACCUGCCCGAAAGGCUACGCCCUGCUCCCCGACAGGAAGACAUGCAGAGAGAUCAUAUCGUGCGAGGGCAACAUGACGGAGUGUGGCCACGGGUGCCUGGCUACGGGAGGCCGCCACGUCUGCGUUUGUCCCGAAGGGUCCGUGCUCCAGGAGGACGGCCGAGCCUGCACGGGCUGCUCGUCCGCAGACAGGGGCGGCUGCAGCCAGACCUGCUCUCCGGUCGCCCCCGGCAGGUGGCGGUGCGGCUGCCAUCCCGGCUACCGGCUCCACCAAGACGGCAAGCGCUGCUCCGCAGCCGGGCCUCCGCCCUUUCUGCUGGUGGCCAACCUGGUGGAUGUGAGGAGGAUGAGCGCCGACGGCAGCGAGGAGGAAACCCUGGUGGAGGAGCCCAGAGGGACAAUCCUAGCGCUGGAUUACGAUCCCAUUCAGAACAAUGUGUAUUUCGCCAGUUCAAGUCAGAAGGUGAUUGAGCGGGUUGGUCUGAGCGGCGGGUCGAGACGUGUCGUGGUUUCUGAAGGUCUGGGCUCUCCCGAGGGGCUGGCCAUUGACUGGAUCCAUCACAAGAUGUACUGGACAGACAAAAGCCUGUCGACUGUUGACUGCAGUGAUUUGGUUCGAUAUCAUAAAGAAACUAUCGUGAGCAAAGGGCUGGAAGAACCGAGAGGAAUCGCAGUUCAUCCUCUGGCAAAGAAGUUGUUCUGGACCGACACGGGAUCCCGGCCGGCGGUGGAAAGCUCCUCUCUGGACGGCUCCGGCCGGGCCGUCGUCGCCGCCGCCGGCCUGUCGUCCCCCACUGGCCUCGCCGUCGACUUCGCCGACGACCGCCUGUUCUGGUGCGACCAGAAGAGAGGCCUGAUCGAGACGGCCGCCCUGGACGGGUCCGACCGGAGGGUCCUGUCAGAGAACCAAGUAGGUCGACCUUUUGACCUGGCAGUGUUUGAGGACAGCCUCUGGGUCUCCGACUGGCAGCACCAGCGGCUGAGGAGCGUCCACAAGAGAAGCGGGAAGACGCUGCGCUGGAUCCACGCCGCCAUGGUCCAGCCGGCGUCCGUGGUGGUGGUCCAUCCCCUGGCCAGGCCCGGGGCGGACGUCUGCCUCCACCUGAACGGAGGCUGCAUGCAGGUGUGUGAGAGCCGGCUGGGGUCGGCCCUCUGCUCCUGCCUGCCCCGCUUCGUCUUGUCCUCCGACGGGAAGAGCUGCCGAGCCUCCAACGCCACGGCAGGAGACGGCGGUUUACCAUCUCUGGGGAAUCAAACCUUCAACGACGAGAGCGCGGCGCUGACUGGAGGAGAGGCGGACUUCCUCUCAGUCUUCACAGACAAGAUGGUUUCAGACCAGCAGGAGUGCCACUCCCUCCGCUGCCACGCCCACGCUCACUGCCUGCUGGACUCGGGAAGCCCCCGGUGUUUGUGUGAGGAAGGCUUCACGGGAGACGGACGCUCCUGCGUGGACAUAGACGAGUGUGAGCUGGAGACGCACGGCUGUGGAGAAAACGCAGAGUGUCAAAACACUGAAGGGAAAUAUCUCUGCAAGUGCCGCGCUGGACACCCGGACACCGGCCGGGCCUGUGAAGAGGUGGACAGGCCGUCCUCCUGGGCGACCCCCGGCCCCCCCGUCCAGGUCACCACCCAGCACCACAGCGGGGACGGCGUGGAGAGCUGUCCCGCCUCGCACGACACCUACUGCCUGUACCAGGGCGUCUGCUUCUACUUCCCCGAGAUGGAGUCCUACGCCUGCAACUGCGUGUCGGGCUACAUGGGCGAGCGCUGUCAGUUCAGCGACCUGGAGUGGCUGGAGCUGCAGCAGGCCGAGAAGGAGAAGAGGAGGAACGUGGCCAUCGCAGCCUGCAUGGUGGUCCUGGUGUCCCUGCUGUCCGUCACGGCCUGCGUCACCUACUGCUACGGAACCAGGAGAAUCUUCCACAAACAGCCGUCGGUGGAUAACGUCAGCGAGACCAGCGUGACGGACGACAGCACGCUGGAGGCCGCCACGACCGCCGUCCCCCAGUUCUACCUGCUGGCAGCCAGCGGUCUGGAUGGAAAGCUCCUGUCCUCGCCCGUCUGUCCCCGUCCGGCCGUCUGUCCCUCCUGCUCCUCAGCAGACUCCAGUCCUGGAGACUCUGGAUCUUCCUGCAGACACAACGGAGGGUACGAGUGCUCCGUCAGAUCAGCUGCCUCCAUGCAGCCCACCCAGCAGACCCUCCGUCACCCCCGUCCACCCAAGUCCAGCCUGCUGGUCUUUCACCCCGACGUGGAUCGCUCAGAGAACAGGGUGACUUCCUCCUGA
Molecule: messenger RNA, 3408 nt
Organism: Salarias fasciatus (jewelled blenny)
Lineage: Eukaryota; Metazoa; Chordata; Actinopteri; Blenniiformes; Blenniidae
Gene: egf
Product: epidermal growth factor
Exons: 23
Coding region: 1-3408 (1135 amino acids)
Biological process (GO): epidermal growth factor receptor signaling pathway; canonical Wnt signaling pathway; positive regulation of MAPK cascade
Cellular component (GO): plasma membrane
Molecular function (GO): Wnt receptor activity; calcium ion binding; growth factor activity
Source: RefSeq, a predicted model, not a curated record